Molecule: messenger RNA, 1254 nt
Organism: Daphnia pulex (common water flea)
Lineage: Eukaryota; Metazoa; Arthropoda; Branchiopoda; Diplostraca; Daphniidae
Product: gustatory and pheromone receptor 39a-like
Exons: 5
Coding region: 1-1212 (403 amino acids)
Biological process (GO): sensory perception of taste
Cellular component (GO): axon; membrane; dendrite
Source: RefSeq, a predicted model, not a curated record
AUGUUGAGAAAAAGAGUUGCACGGCAGGUGAGCUGCUCGUCUGAUGAACAGAUGAUGAUGAGUUUCAAAUGGUGUUGCCGUCCGGUUUUGAUCGUCACCAACAUUUUCGGAAUUCCUUUGAAAAUGAAGGAAGACGAGCCGAGCUACUCCGCCUGGAUGGUCUACAUCCUUGGAUGGAUUCUGUACUGCACGAACGUAGCAAUCGGUUUGAUCAUUAUUAUUAUCUGCCAAGACGCUGGAAAAGUUUCGUCACUUUCACCGGACUCGGAAGAAUUUAACAACAGCACAAUUGCGUCGCGAUGGAACGAAGGAAUAAGUACCUACAACACGAUCUCUUCCAUGAUAGCGACCCACACCGUUCUCCUGGCCGUCACCGCAGUUCGCUGGGAAGAUCUCGUCCGUGUUCUCGAUCGCAUGGAGCGAAUGAAUCAAUUCAAUCUGAAGGAAUUUUCCGUCUUUCGUGCCAUUUUUCAUGUUGGUCUUGUCUUCGCGGUCAUUGGAUGUCUGGCUGUUGGUCUCCUGUCGAUUUCCACGUACUUCACCAUCGGUUUGCAGUUGUGGCAGAUGCUUAUCUUUGCUGUCCAGCGGUGGCUAAUCCUCUACAUUUUGUUGGCCGUUUUGUUAUUCACCUGUUUCGGAUGGAUGGCUGCGACAAUGCUGCAAAUGGUCGGAAAAGAAAUUGAAUUAAUUCAAGAAAACGGACAGCUUCAUGAGAAUUGCGACGGACCUGUUGAUGUUUUGAUAUCCAAAUGUAGUCGCCAUUACUUUGUGACUAUUGAUUUCGUUCAUCAGUUCAAUCGCUGUUUUGGCUGCCUGUUACUUGUCCUUAUAGCUCCGGCUUUCAUCCGAAUAAUUAACGCUUCGUUCCAGCUGAUGAUCAACUUGAAAGACGGGCAUUGGACAAUGGACAUGAUUGUGCAGUUAAUGAUUCUACUCGUCCAUUGUGUUCUUUUCACGUUAGUAGCCAACAUCCCCCACAAAAUUCGACAAGAGACUUUUAAUUUGACGAAGAAGUUGCGCAAACUCUAUUUUGAGGAUUUUUCUCUCCAGAAUCAGGUUAAUGUUUUGAUAAUGGAAAUAUCGAAUUCCGUACCGAAAAUCACCGCUGCCGGUUUCUUUGACGUCGAUCUUCAACUAAUUCCAACGCUUGUAGGCACAACGUUAACGUAUCUUAUUAUUCUUUUCCAAUUUCAAACAUCCGAGAAAAAUUAAUGCUGCUCCCAUUGAUGAAAAGAAAAUGGAAUGUUAUAUGCG